This is a messenger RNA of Cucurbita moschata (crookneck pumpkin), 1139 nucleotides long. RefSeq lists its product as uncharacterized. NCBI's taxonomy places the organism in Eukaryota, Viridiplantae, Streptophyta, Magnoliopsida, Cucurbitales, Cucurbitaceae. The coding region runs from base 155 to 871 and encodes 238 amino acids. The transcript has 6 exons. The record is from RefSeq and is a predicted model, not a curated record.
UAUGGUAUCGAGAAAAGUAGACAUUUAUGUAAUCUGUCGGCCUACCAAGUUCAUCAUCAGAUGGGAAAGAACUAAGAGAAGACGAUCCUCAUAGCUUUCUAGCAAAGGAACAAUCGUCUUUGGAGAUCGAACGGAGCUUGUUUCUCGCUAGAGCAUGGAGCUUGAGGUGUCUGGAUCGAACUCGGAUUUUUUCGACAAUAAUAAGAGGAGGAAUUUAGAGGGCUCGACUGGUGAUCGGAUUCGCGUGAAGAAGAAGACUCUGCAGGCUGUGCUGGAGCAGUGUCAGAGAUCUCUCGAAUCGCUGAACGAUUCCAGCGGUGUCGAUGAAAACGAGGGGGAUGAAUAUGAAGAUGAAAAGCACGGAGAGGUUUCGGGAUCUGUGCGGGGUGAUCGAGAAGCCGACGAGUUGUGUGAUCUACUUAAAUCUAAAGUUGAAUGCCGUGACUUUCUUGAAAAGCUAGAGGAUGCUCGAGCAUCAGUUCCACUAAACACUUUUGAAUGCAGUUCUUGGGACGUGGUCAGUGAUGUGGAUCUAUGGGAAAGUGGUGAUGCUCUAGAUCAAGAAGGUUACAUCGUUGUGAAGCAAGAGGAUAUAGUCGAUGGCAUUGCUUGUUUCAUGGCUGCAUACUUAUUGUCCUUAAAGGAAACCAAGGAAUUGUCACCUAACCAACUUCAGAAUGCCCUUUGCAAAACAUUCUCAGUGAAGAAAAGAAAAGGCAAACUCCGGAAGGCGUGGGAUGGAAGCAAGGUCAUUUAUAAUGUGGCAUCCUGGGGAGCUACUGCAGUUGGGCUAUACCAGAACCCUGUGAUUCUAAGUGCUGCUUCUAAAGCCUUCUGGACUUCCUGCCAAGUAAUAUCAAAGCUUCUCUAACAUACCUUCUUAUGUAAAUAUGCUCUGCUCAAGUGCAGUAUCCGAAAGAAAAUUUGUUGUUCUUUAGGCUUAUUCUUGCAUGCCCAGAUUGAUUAGUUCCUUGAAGAAUACACUCGUGUAGAUAUCUUUUCUAUUCUGCUAGGAUCUUGUUAUUAUUGGAUGAGAUUUCUGUAUCUAUGCCAAAAACUAUUAUUUGUAGCUUGUUCCCACAUGGAAGCAAGCACUGCAACUUAUGCAAUAUUGUUGAUAGAGAUUUAUGUUUCCCAAA